GGGGCCUGUCCUGGACUUCGGCGUGGACAAGAAUUUCAUUUAUUCGUUGGGGGAGGAUUUGAACAUCCGGAUUUGGAGCCUUUCCGACUUGAAGCAGGUGGUCCUUAUCCCUGCAGACCAUAUUCAGGCUUCUGCACUGACUGGCCAAGAAGGGCAGGCCAUCCCUUUGAUGCUGCCUUCCUUGAAGGAGACUCCUCGUGAAAGUCCGCGAGGAGCCAGCCAGAGUCAUGACCCAACGUGCCUUCAGCUGUCUGCGCUGACAGCACUGAAGCGCCCUCUGUCAAGAUGGGCUGGCGCGCAGGCUUCAGCACGCAGCAAUGCCCAGACGGUGCCGCGUGGGGCACUAUUUGUGGCUGGAGUCAUGGCGCAGGGCCAAUCAGCAGCUGCAGAGAAUGCUGGCAUCUUGAUGGACUGCCGAGACAUGAGUGGAGCCUCAAUCCAUCACCAGUAUGCCAGUGACUUGCCAAUAGUGACCAUGGCCUACGGCCCCUGCGACAAUGGCCCGCUGAUCACGGCUGACAUGCGCGGGCUUUGCCGCAUUUGGGACUGCACGCCCAGGUUAAGAUGCUCGCAGCAGAUCGAGGCCGCCUACCUAGGCAGGUGGUGGGAGCCUGGUCGAUGGGGAAGCUUCAACUGGUCUCGUCAAGCCCAUGUGCUACAGCCAGUGCUGGCUCAACAGUCUCGAAAGCACGGUCUUCAGCAAAACCUAAGUGGCACGUAG
Messenger RNA from Symbiodinium necroappetens, 721 nucleotides. Lineage: Eukaryota; Dinophyceae; Suessiales; Symbiodiniaceae. The record is from the annotation of a GenBank genome assembly.